Macroventuria anomochaeta is the source of this 2285-nucleotide messenger RNA. RefSeq names its product nicotinate-nucleotide diphosphorylase. Gene Ontology annotation, biological process: quinolinate catabolic process; DNA-templated transcription; NAD+ biosynthetic process. NCBI's taxonomy places the organism in Eukaryota, Fungi, Ascomycota, Dothideomycetes, Pleosporales, Didymellaceae. The record is from RefSeq and is a predicted model, not a curated record. The transcript has 6 exons. Gene Ontology annotation, molecular function: DNA binding; nicotinate-nucleotide diphosphorylase (carboxylating) activity; zinc ion binding. Gene Ontology annotation, cellular component: cytoplasm. Bases 1 to 2253 code for a protein of 750 amino acids.
AUGGUCGAGGGAGCUCCUGCACACGGCAAAGUAGCACAUCUGCUACCCUUGACGUAUAAGCGGUACGUUGCGGACUGGCUUGAAGAGGACACUCCAAGCUUCGACUAUGGAGGUUUUGUAGUUGGAGAAGAGCAAUCGGAGGCCAAACUUCUGGGCAAGAGCGAGGUGAGAUCUCAGUUUCCACGAGUUCGCAACCUUCUCCUCGGCGAGCGAGUAGCGCUCAAUACACUUGCCCGCUGUUCAGGAAUUGCAACAAAGUCCAACCGCCUUCUCACUCUCUUACGGAAAGCGGGCUACCAGAAUAUUCUCGCCGGAACUCGCAAGACUACGCCGGGGUUUCGACUAGUAGAGAAGUACGGCAUGCUUGUCGGCGGUGUCGAUGCUCACCGAGUCGAUCUGUCUCACAUGACGAUGCUGAAGGACAACCACAUCGUCGCCGCCGGAAGCAUCACUAACGCCGUCCGGGCCGCGAAGUCAGCUGGUGGCUUUGCUACCAAGGUUGAAGUGGAGUGCCAGAGCUUCGAGGAGGCUGACGAAGCAAUCGCCGCUGGCGCUGACAUCGUCAUGUUGGACAACUUCACGCCAGACGGUGUCAAGGUUGCGGCUGCACAGUUGAAGGAGAAGUGGGGAAGAGGCACAGGGGACAGGAACACAUUUUUGGUCGAGGUCAGUGGAGGUCUGACAGAGUACAACGUUGAGAAGUAUGUCUGUGGAGACAUCGACAUUGUGAGCACGAGCAGCAUACACCAGGAGAGCCUCCACAUACAGGAACGACAGUCUCCCACUUCAUCAACACUAUCCUUUCAGAUCAGUGAUGAUCGCUUGUUGGAGCUGUAUUACGAAUACUUCUGGCCUGCCUUCCCGAUUGUCCUUCCCCUGGAGUUCUUCCAGUCAUACAGAAUGCUUGCGAAUCACGCGCUAGGUGAUCUGCUGCUAGUUCUUGAGUGGAUCGGGUCUCUCUAUGCAUCAUGGUGCCCAUCAGAGACGUACUACCAAGCAGCACUAGAAGCCAUGAGCUCGGCAUCGUUGGCACGAACGCCAUUCACAGUUCAAGCUCUGAUGCUCUUCGCGAUCGCUCAGCAUCACCAAGAUAUGCGACCAGAGUCGCGAAAGAUACUGGAUUUGGCAAUCUUGAUUGCACUGGAGCUCGAUAUGAACAAACGAGAUUUUGCCCGUCUAUGGGGCGAAGGGAAUCCGGUAUUGGAAGAGGCAUGGAGAAGAACUUGGUACAUGCUGUCAAUCACCGAUCAACACUUUGCCAUAGUGAUGAACUCACCUAUAUACCAACUUGCCAAUAUGCCGAUUAGUGUUGAUCUACCUUGCGAUGACGAGUUUUACGAAGCCGGGCAAAUACCAACUCCAGCGACUUAUCAGGAGAUGGAGAAUCGAGAGCUUGCAGAUAUUGAAGUGGUAUAUUCUUCCAUUGCAUAUCUUCAUGACAUGUGCAGGACUGUCGCUUAUGUGAUGAAUAUGUUUGCCACCUCUUCACAGUUCAGCAGAGAGCUUAUUGAUACCAUGGAUGCGAAGAUAGCUAUCUGGCACUCGCUGCUUCCCUCCGUCAAGAGAGACCCAAUGCGAAAGGACGGAACAGUUGACGAAGUUAUCUAUACGGCUCACAUGAUCGGAGCAAUUGUAUUGAUGACAAUGCACCGGCCCUUCUCCUCUUUGAUAUACAAUAAAGCGGAGCUCUCCACAACAGCCUUCUCGGCACCGGCACCAUUCUCGAUACCGCCUGCAACCGGACGAAGCGCACAUACAGCACGUGCACUCAGAGUAGCAGAGAUUCAGACGAAACUCCUCGCAAUCCCAUGUACCAUCGAGAAGCACAGCGUCUUCAGCAUGUGCAUAUGCGCACAGAUCGCCACCGCGCAGAUCUCAGCUUGCAACAAUCUACUCGAAGACCAUGCCUUGUCCAUAGCUCGUGAUCGUGUCAAGCUGAGUAUCGGCUUUCUGAAUGCCAUGGGAUCAAUAUGGGCCCUAGGCAAGGCCAUGGCGAAGGAUGUACGUGCCGUUGCUCGAUCGACGUUAGCUAUGCCGUCAAGUACCGUCACCGUGGAGCCCGACUCGACAGGUGAGAUCGAGAUACCACGGGAUGAGCUUAUCUGGCCGGUCGAUCCUUCGGCAGGAAUCGACAUCUAUAGCGGCAUUGUCUUACCUAUGGAUUGGGAGAACUCAAGUUCUAGCUAUGCUUCGUCGGCUCUGGUACAUGCAGCUAUGUUUCAAACUUCCGGUCCAGGCGGGUAUGCUUCAUAGACUUCGUGAAAUGUGAAUAGAAUGUUCUGCAG